GCACCAACCUCAGCCCCGCCUCCACGCCCUAAGCCGCGUCAGACCCUCUGGCACCAAUCACAAGCCGACUCAACAUGCACACCAUCUCCUCGUCCUUCCUCGCCAGGUCGAUGUCUUCACGGUGCUCUCGUCCUCACGCUCUACGCUUGGCACCACCUCUUCACGCAUUCAAGACGACGUCUUGCCUCAACUGAUCUCCUUUUUCACAUCCGAAAUCUGGGAUCGUCCGAAGGGGUAUUGCCAACCCCGGACACGAUUGCUCUUAACCCCUUGCUUUCUGUAAAAGCACUCUUCUUAUUUUCUUUAGGUGGAUUCCUCUACCUCGACGAAGUGCUCAACCUGCGUCAGUUCAAGGGCGUCUCGGAGGAAGAAGUGAUAACGGUGGUGGAGAAGAACAACAAGCAGCGUUUCGAACUUCGCAGCGACCCAAAUAACCCGUCUAGGACCCAGAUUCGGGCAUUUCAGGGACAUUCGGUUCCACUUCGUUUGGACUUCUGCCAAAUCGCUUUUGGUAUCAGCUCUGAAGGGUGCGAAUCUUGCGCCACCCGUGGACGGUAUUGCCCAAUUGCAACUGAUUUCCUUUGUCCCUUUUUUGGUGCAAUUCGUCAGGCAGAUAAACUUUUGCAAAAGAAAUCGAUGUCGAUUCUAGUUAGAGUUCUAUGA
Molecule: messenger RNA, 663 nt
Organism: Protopolystoma xenopodis
Lineage: Eukaryota; Metazoa; Platyhelminthes; Monogenea; Polystomatidea; Polystomatidae
Source: the annotation of a GenBank genome assembly